Messenger RNA from Strongylus vulgaris, 1035 nucleotides. Lineage: Eukaryota; Metazoa; Nematoda; Chromadorea; Rhabditida; Strongylidae. The record is from the annotation of a GenBank genome assembly.
AUGCGUGGCGGUGGAUAUCGGGGCGGUCCGCGGGGUCGUGGUGGGUUUGUGGCUGGACCUUCAUUCCCUAUGCGUCCACCUCCAUUCGACGUCCACCUCGCUAACGAUGUGUUCGUUCGAAUCAACGAGAAUAACGAUACUCAACUUACUCAGGAUGUUGUAGCGCGAGCCACUGCUCUUACUCCCACCGAUUCUGAACGAGCCACAGUGGCUGCGUUGGUUCUCAAAGUAAAAGCAGCUAUUGACAAAGUAAUAGCCACACCAGAUUGCGUACCUGGAGUGAAGUUCGAGGAUUAUCGUGAAGUUGGCUCAUUCAAGAAGGAUACAGCCUUGACAGGACAUACUGUUGCAGAUAUAGUCAUUGUUAUGCAGACACUUCCAACUUAUUGUGUCGCUGGAGUGAAGUUCGAGGAUUAUCGUGAAGUUGGCUCAUUCAAGAAGGACACAGCCUUGACAGGACAUACUGUUGCAGAUAUAGUCAUUGUUAUGCAGACGCUUCCAACUUUUGAAGCAGUAGCAGCGUUGGGUAAUAAGCUUGCGGAAGAAGUCAGAGCUCAGAAGGAAGUUGAAGCAGUAGCAGCGUUGGGUAAUAAGCUUGCGGAAGAAGUCAGAGCUCAGAAGGAAGUGAUCUCUUGCGUUUCCCGUGAUUACGGAUGCUUGUUGGCAGCGGCGAAUGCACAGGUUCGGAUUCUCAUCACGACUCUCCCCAGCAAUGCGCCAAAUUUGGAGCAGGAUCUCCAUUUACCCGAACGCAUAAUGAUGAUCAAUCAUCACGCCAUACGUCAUGUUAUAUGGUUUGAAGAAGCUACUCUGCAAUCCCCAUUUAAGAUGCUCGUUCGUGUUCUCAAAGACAUCCGCCGACGAUACGCUGGACUCCAACCGUUAUCCGUUUGGGUGAUUGAGUACUUGGCCCACUUUGCUGUUAUGAACACUUCCAAUCGGCAGCCGCUUCCACUUGGCCCUGCAUUUCGAAGAGUGUUUGAAGCAUUAUCGACAGGCAUGUUUGUAGAUCUACUCAUCCCUUUUUUCAGCUAG